GGCGAGGGAGGGAACGCGGCGGAAGGAGGGUAGGAGCGAGCGGCGGGGCCUUCCCGGCGGAGGACACCGCUGUCGGCCUUGCGCUCCCGAGAGCUUCCAGGGAGGCUCGGAGCGGUAUUUGACCACUUCGAGACAACCUCCCACCUAUGUAAAGUAACGAGAAAGGUCGGGGAAACAUCCACAAACAGAAGUGUGAAGCCUGGUAAGAAGAUGAGCAUUUCAGGAAGCAGCUGUGGAAGCCCUAACUCUGCAGAUGUGUCCAGUGACUUCAAGGAGCUCUGGACAAAACUAAAAGAAUCUCAUGAUAAGGAAGUACAAGGUUUACAAAUAAAAGUAACCAAACUGAAAAAGGAACGAAUUUUAGAUGCACAAAGACUAGAAGAAUUCUUCACCAAAAAUCAACAGCUGAGAGAUCAACAGAAAGUCCUUCAGGAAACCAUUAAAAUUUUAGAAGAUAGGUUACGAGCAGGACUGUGUGAUCGCUGUGCAGUAACUGAAGAGCAUAUGCACAAAAAGCAGCAGGAGUUUGAAAAUAUCCGACAGCAGAAUCUCAGGCUUAUUACAGAGCUUAUGAAUGAGAAGAAUACUCUUCAGGAAGAAAACAAAAAGCUUUCUGAGCAACUGCAGCAGAAAACUGAAAAUGAUCAACAGGAUCAAGUAGCUGAGCUUGAAUGUGAGGAAAACAUUAUCCCAGAUUCACCAAUAACAUCCUUUUCAUUUUCUGGCGUUAACCGACUACGAAAAAAGGAGAAUCUCCAUGUUCGAUACAUAGAACAAACAAAUACUAAAUUGGAGCACUCUGUAUGUACAAAUGAAUUAAGAAAAAUUUCCAAGGCUUUAGCUCCUGCACCACAUAACUCUGAGGAACAUGAAAUUCUAGUAGCUGACACUUGCAAUCAAAGUCACUCACCCCGGUCUAGAAUGUGUGGAAGGAGCAAUUAUCCCACUGAUAAGUCACCUUUCAGUCUAGACACUGUUGUCGCUGAAACACUUGGACUUAAUGCUCAAGAAGAGUCUGAACACCAAGGUCCUGCAAGCCCUCUUGGGGGUGAGCUCUACCACUGUCUUGAAGGAGAUCACAAAAAACAGCCUUCAGAAGAAUCUGCAGGAAGUAGUGAAGAUAGUUUAAGAUUUUCAGACUCUACUUCAAAGACACCUCCCCAAGAAUUUACUACUCGGGUCUCAUCUCCUGUAUUUGGAGCUACCUCUACUGUGAAAACUCAUUUGGGUUUGAAUACAAGUUUUUCCCCUUCUCUUUUAGACAUUGGGAAAAGAAACCUUCUGAAGACGGCUCCCUUUAGUAACAUUUCUGCUUCUAAAUCAGAGAAAGCUAGAUCAAAAUCUGAGGACAGUGCUCUUCUCACACAUCAUAGUCUGGGGUCUGAAGUGAACAAGGUCAUUAGCCAAUCAUUUCCUAAUAAGCAGAUACUUAUGAAUAAAAAUGUAAGUGAAUCUGUAGAUGAGCAGAGCAGUACAGAUCCUAUUAAAGACGUUAUUACUGAUAAAUAUUUGGUGCCUUUAAAAUCACUGGGAGGCAAAGCAUCCAAAAGGAAGAAGACUGAGGAAGAGAGUCAACAUGUAGUCAACUGCCCCCAGACCUGUUUUGAUAAGGAAAAUACUCUUCCUUUUCCAAUGGAGAAUCAGUUCUUCAUGAAUGGAGACCAUGUGAUGGAUAAACCCCUGGACCUGUCAGAUCGGUUUGCAGCUACCCAACGUCAAGAGAAGAGCCAUGGAAAUGAGACUUGUAAAAACAAGUUUAACCAAGUGACUAUUUAUGAGGCUUUGAAGCCCAUUCCAAAGGGCUCUUCCUCAGGUCGUAAAGCCUUGAGUGGGACGUGCAUAUUAGCCAAAGAGUCUGCAGAGGCGUCCUGUUUACAGCAGCGGUGUAUCCUCCAGACCUCUAGUAAAGGCUCUCCGGACCAUAAAACACCCCUGCAGAUAAAAGAGGAAAACCCUGUCUUCAAAACCCCUCUGUGUUCACAAGAAAGUUCGGAGACAGAGAAUCUUUUUAGUGAUGUGAAGGGUACUAGUUCUCUUGUGCCAACAAAAGUAAAAAGCAGAUCAGUCCGUGGAGGAUGUGAGCUUGCAUCAGUUCUUCAGUUGAAUCCCUGCAGAAGCGCUAAGACAAAGUCUCUGCCAAACAACCAAGAUGUGUCCUUUGAAAAUAUCCAGUGGAGCGUCGAUCCCGGAGCAGACCUUUCUCAGUAUAAAAUGGAUGUUACUGUAAUAGAUACAAAGGACAGCAGUCAUUCACGAUCAGGAGAAACAGUAGACAUGGACUGUACAUUGGUCAGUGAAACCGUGCUUUUAAAAAUGAAGAAACAAGAGCCAAAAGAAAAAAGUCCAAAUGGAGACCUAAAAAUGAACGAUAGCUUGGAAGAAAUGUUUGAUCAGACAGCACAUGAAGAAUAUGAAUCCUGUUUGACAGAUAACUUUCCCCAGGUACCAGAUGAGGAAGAAUUGUCUGCUGCCACAAAAAAAACAAACAUACAUGGUGACAAACAAGAUGGAGUCAAGCAGAAAGCAUUUGUGGAGCCAUAUUUUAAAGAUAAAGAGAGGUGUGCCGAGAGACUGUCUCCUAAGUGACUCUAGAUUCGGUCAAGUUGGCAGUACUAUAUAUCAGGUCUGGUCAGGGACACAAAGCUUACCAGCUUUUUAAGUGAUGCUUUCCUUGAGUCUGCCUUGGAUGCCAGUCGUCUAGUGAGUACCUGCUACAUGUACUAUGCACAGAGGGCAGGAUAUGGCAAAAAUGGAUUCUACAUAUGCCUAGAUUUUAUAAAUUCUUUGACAAAAAUUUUUGUGUAGCAAAAUUUUAUCCACCCUUUCUUGCUUUCCCUUUUUUAAUUCAUGCAUUACUGUAGAGUUGAGGGUUUUUAAAAGUUAGAAUACAGAAGGGACCUCUUACUCAGUGUAGUUGGAAACAGAAUAGUUAAAAUUUGUUUUGAAGAAAAAUUUGUUCCAGUUAAAGGAACAUGAGAUUCCAAUCAAGAAGAGUAGGUGUGUCUCCAAGAAAAAUCAUUUUUAAAAUCAUCUUUUAUGUUUUAGAGUAUUUCAGUUCACUGAGAGUGUUUCUAUUAGAAACAACAUGUGUGUGUAUGUAUAUAUCUCAAAUUAUACAUGUGUGUGUAAUUUGAUAUUUAUAGUUUUAUAUAUAUAUGUCAUUUGAUAACUCUUCCAGCAGUUGUCUUCAUAAAGAUAUAAAUUUGUAUGUAUUUAUGCAAGUCAUUAAGCUCAGAAGGGAGCCAUUAAGAGGAGAGUCUUAAGGGGUAGGGGAAAGAGAAAGGGUGGACCACCUGUGGCAGGAUAGCGGGGGGGGGGGGGCACUUGGCAGAGAAGGGGCCAGUGAGCAUAGGGAAAAGAUGGCAUGGACGAGAACAGUAGAAGAAGGAGACAAAUAAAAAAUCAUACAUGAAAUGACACAGUGAAACAUAUUUUGUGUGCUGACUUAAGAUUAGUCUAAAAUACUUACCAAUAGUAGGCCUUUAAUAAACACUUGAAAAGAAUCUUUUGUUUUCCCAAUAUACAGAACAUUUCAUAUAGAAUGAGUGUUUGGGGAUUUUUCUCUUCUGAGUUCUUCUAUUUUUUUUAAUUCAGAUUUUAAACCAGAAAUCUUCUAGUAACAAAUAGGUUAAUUUUAAAUUCCUUUUCCCUACAGAGAAAGUAGCAUACAGAAUUUUCCUCAUAUUGAGGUAGUUCG
Molecule: messenger RNA, 3697 nt
Organism: Myodes glareolus (Bank vole)
Lineage: Eukaryota; Metazoa; Chordata; Mammalia; Rodentia; Cricetidae
Source: RefSeq, a predicted model, not a curated record